Molecule: messenger RNA, 1917 nt
Organism: Drosophila nasuta
Lineage: Eukaryota; Metazoa; Arthropoda; Insecta; Diptera; Drosophilidae
Gene: alpha-Est3
Product: alpha-Esterase-3
Exons: 4
Coding region: 221-1858 (545 amino acids)
Source: RefSeq, a predicted model, not a curated record
CGGCGACGCAAAAUAAAACUCAAAAUCAGCUGUCAGACACUUUUCUGGCUCGGCUCUUGCAGCACACAUUAUUCGUAUUUGUCGUUGUUUUGUACCUACCAGAUAAAAAUUUGCCAUAAAUGUGUUUUUACAGUAGAUAAAACCCACAAAAAAAAGAUAAAACAAAAGCAGCAAUAAAAAGACGAAAACGAGAUAUACUCAAGUCAUUUCACACCGCGACAUGAGCAGCCCAAAGCCUGAAACCACCGUUAAGACCAAAAGUGGCACCAUCGCUGGCAGCCAAUGUACGAGCAUCUAUGGCGAUGAUUACAUCAGCUUUGAGUGCAUUCCAUAUGCACAGCCACCGCUGGGAGCACUCAGAUUCAAAGCUCCGGUGCCAGUGCAGCCCUGGAAGAAGACGCUGAUGUGCCGGCAAAAAGGCGAGAAACCACUGCAAUUUAAUCAAUACACAAAACAGCUGGAGGGCAUUGAGAACUGCCUGUAUCUAAAUGUGUACGUCAAGUCUAUGAAGACGGAGAAACCCUUGCCGUUGAUUGUGUUCUUCUUUGGCGGCGGCUUUGAAAAGGGCGAUUCCUCACGAGACUUGCACAGUCCGGACUAUUUUAUGAUGCGCGAUGUCGUUGUCGCUACGGUGUCGUAUCGUGUGGGACCUUUAGGCUUUCUUAGCCUUGAGAAUCCAGCUGCUGGUGUCCCUGGCAAUGCGGGUCUAAAGGAUCAACUUCUUGCCAUGAAAUGGAUCACGCAGAAUGCAGCCAGUUUCAAUGCGGAUCCCGCAAAUGUAACCGCAUUUGGCGAGAGUGCUGGCGCCGCCUCGGUGCACUAUCUAAUGCUGAAUCCCAAUGCCGCUGGACUCUUUCACAAGGCCAUCAUGCAGUCUGGAAAUGCGCUGUGUUCCUGGUCUCUGUGUCCAAUACCCAAUUUGGGUCGUCGUCUCGCUGAGAACUUGGGAAUGAAGCAUGUGCAACAGGCAUCGGACACAAAAGUGUUGGAAUUUCUGCAGAGCGUGCCUGGUGACAAACUAGUGACACCGUAUCUACUCAGUCAAGCCGAAAACUUAGACGAUUGUGUCUUCCAGUUUGGCCCUGUGGUCGAACCUUAUAGCAGCGAGGACUGCGUGCUGCUCAAGCCUCCCAUUGAAUUGGUGGAAACAGCUUGGGGCAAUAGCAUUCCAGUUCUAAUGAGUGGCACCUCGUUUGAGGGUCUUCUCAUGUACGCCCGCGUCCAAUUGGCGCCUUAUCUGCUUACCAGUCUCAAAGGUCAACCGCAGCAUAUGUUGCCACUGGAGCUGAAGCGUUCGUUGCCCCAGGCAUUAGCGCUAACGCUAGGCAAGCGGCUGAGGCUGCUGCACUUUGGAGACAGGCCCAUGGAUUUACAAAAAGACAGUGUCGUUGCCUAUUGUGAGUAUGCUAGUUACAAGGUCUUUUGGCAUCCUAUUAUGCGGACUAUCAAGGCACGUCUUCGAGCUUCUGCGGCACCCACAUAUCUAUAUCGCUUUGACUUUGAUUCAUCCACAUUCAAUCAUCAGAGACGCAAGUAUUGCGGUGAUCAAUUGCGCGGAGUAGCCCAUAUUGAUGAUCAUUCUUAUAUUUGGUACGGCGACUUCUCGUGGAAAUUGGACAAACAUACAGCCGAGUUUCAAACCAUUGAACGUAUGAUUGAUAUUCUAACCACAUUUGCGGCCACAUCAAAUCCGAAUUGCGGUAGUGUUCAAUCGAGUUUACCCAAGAACACCCAUUGGCCACCGUUGUCUAAGAAGUUCAUUGUCUGCCUUAAUAUUUCGGAGGAAAUGAAAAUCAUCGAUCUUCCCGAGAUCAAUAAGUUAAAGGUCUGGGAUAGUGUCUACAAAGCUCAGGCAUAAUUUAAAUAGUGAAUAGCUUAAAACAAAAUGAGGCCAUUAAAUUAUAAGUACUUUUUACA